Molecule: messenger RNA, 2150 nt
Organism: Neoarius graeffei (lesser salmon catfish)
Lineage: Eukaryota; Metazoa; Chordata; Actinopteri; Siluriformes; Ariidae
Gene: nkiras2
Product: NFKB inhibitor interacting Ras-like 2
Exons: 4
Coding region: 352-930 (192 amino acids)
Biological process (GO): canonical NF-kappaB signal transduction
Molecular function (GO): GTPase activity; GTP binding
Source: RefSeq, a predicted model, not a curated record
CCACAGUGGAUCUUUCGCCUCCAUUGCUCCCUGUCUUCCGCAUCCUUCUCUACCACUUUCAUGUCCUCUCUCACCACAUCCAUGUAUCUCCUCUUUGGCCUUCCUCGUUUUCGUUUGCCUGGCAGCUCCAUCCUCAACAUUCUCCUUCCCACAUGCUCUGCAUCUCUUCUCAGGAUGUGCCCAUACCAUCUCAGUCUCGUCUUAAUUCCCAAGCUCUCCACAUGUGCUGUCCCUCUGAUGCGCUCGUUCCUUAUCCUGUCCAACCUCCCAUCGCAAACCGUAACAUCCUCAACUCCGCCUCCUGUCUCUUCGAUAAGGUGUAAAUGAGGUGAGUGUGUGUCCAGAGUGAUCAUGGGAAAGAGCUGUAAGGUGGUGGUGUGUGGCCAGGCUUCUGUCGGAAAGACGGCGAUCCUUGAACAGCUACUGUACGGAAAUCAUGUUGCCGGUUCUGAGCCUAUCGAGACACUGGAGGACAUCUAUAUCGGCUCGGUGGAGACGGACCGAGGCACACGGGAGCAGGUUCGUUUCUACGACACACGGGGUUUGCGUGACGGUGUCGAGUUCCCACGCCAUUACUUCAGCUUCGCGGACGGCUUCGUUCUCGUCUACAGCAUCGACAGCAAAGAGUCCUUCAAGCGCAUGGAGCUUCUGAAGAAAGAGAUCGACCGCUGCCGUGACAAGAAAGAGGUGACGAUUGUGGUUUUGGGGAAUAAGCUGGACGUGGCUGAGCAGAAGAGAGUGGACAGUGAGGCGGCUCAGCAGUGGGCUCGUCAGGAGAAAGUCAGGCUCUGGGAGGUUUCAGUGACCGACAGGCGAUCUCUCAUCGAGCCCUUCGUCCACCUGGCCAGCAAGAUGACCCAGCCACAGAGCAAGUCCACCUUCCCUCUGAGCCGCAAUAAGAACAAGAGCAGCGGCUCUCAGGACAGCUAGAGAGGGACGAGAAACACUGGACGAGAACAUGACUAACUCAUUUUGCCUGAACUGACGUUUUCACGAACACCGUGUUUCUCAUGAAUGCUAGCUUGGUAAAUAAUUGUUUAUUUUAUGCAUCUUAUUGUGGUUUUCUGUAGAAUUAGUGAACGAUAGAAGUGUUUACGCUUCUACUAUUUAUCAUGCUGUAGAAAAGACAUGCAUUUGAACCAAAUCAGAGAUGGAAUUUUAUGUUACUGACUCACAAUUCAUGCUACUGGUCACUCUGAGGUUCUGUUUGCCUGUUCCUCCUGACAUUCCAUUAUCUUAAAAUAUACUGUAGAAAUAUACAGUACUGUGCAAAAGUCUUAGGCAGCCAUUUUUUAAAAUACAAACUUUGUUAUAGAUUUCUAUUUUACGACGUCUACAUUAUCGAGUCAAAACAUUUUAGAGUCCAAACGUUCGUUUUCCAGCACAAAAUUAAAUGUUACAGGGAAAAAAAAGUUUGUAUCUGAGCAGCAUUUUACAUAAGAGACGACUUUUCAGAUGAAAAAAUAAAUCAUAAUGAAGGCUGCUGGGUUUUGGUGCAAAAUGAAGACGCGAGUGCGACAGUCAAAGUGUCCAGAAGAACUGCGGCUGGUUCUGGAAGAUGCUCAGUAAAACCUACAGCUCAUUUCCGCAUAAAACUGCACUCACUGUACCUCAGACUACUAUUAUUAUUAUUUUUUUUUAAACAAAGGGUCGUCUCGUACCAAAUAUCGACUUUGUUUCAUUUAUUAUGGCUUACUGAUUACAGUAUUUUUUUUUUUUUAAUGUUGAAACAUUUUCAUUAUUCUUUAAGCCAUUUUUGGUCUACAGCAUUUCUUUACAUGUGCAUUUCUAAGACUUCUGUACAGUACUGUAUGUAUAUUUCCUGUGCUUAUACGUUAUAUUAAAUGCUUUGUGAAGGCAUGUAGUUAUAUUUAUACAAUGCCAUCUGAGUUUUCCAAUCUCACCUCAAUGCUGUUACCAUAGAAAAUAGUUCAACUAGUGAGAUCUCUCUCUCUCUCUCAGUGCUGUGUGUGUGUGGAGUUCAGCGCACAUACUUUGGCUAACAAAUGAAAACUUUGCAGUGCUGUAGCCCUACAGGAUAUCUGCAGACUGUCACUUCCUGUCCAAAGUCAACUUCACACAAUGAAACACACUUCAGCUUCCUGAAACACAAUUUCAGUAACAUGAAAAUAAAUCAUUCUGUUUGCAAA